AGCAUGAGCUCCUACCAGCAGAAGCAGCCCUUUGUGGCACCUCCUCAGCCUCAACAGCAUCAAGUGAAGCAACCUUGUCAGCCUCCACCACAAGGAAAAUUUGUUCCCAUAACCACCACGGAGCCAUGCUACACAGAUGUUCCACAACCAGGAAACACUAAGAUUCCAGAGCCCUUCAACACUAAAGUGCCUGAGCCAGGCUACACUGUCGUCCUUGAGCCAGACUAUACCACAAUGCCUGGGCCAUGCACUACCAAUGCGACUAAGCAAGAUUAUACCACAAUCCCUGGGUCACAUUCUACCAACAUCCCUGAGCCAGAUUAUACCACAAUGCCUGGGCCAUGCUCCACCAACACCACUGAGCAAGAUUAUACCACAGUCCCUGGGCCAUGCACUACCAAUGCUACUAAGCAAGACUAUACCACAAUGCCUGGGUCAUUGUCUACCAACAUGGCUGAGCAAGACUAUACCACAAUGCCUGGGUCAUUGUCUACCAACAUGGCUGAGCAAGACUAUACCACAAUGCCUGGGACAUGCUCAACCAACACCACUAAGCAAGACUAUACCACAAUGCCUGGGUCAUUGUCUACCAACAUGGCUGAGCAAGACUAUACCACAAUGCCUGGGUCAUUGUCUACCAACACUGCUGAGCAAGAUUAUACCACAAUGCCUGGGCCAGGCACUACCAACGCCACUAAGCAAGAUUAUACCACAAUGCCUGGGUCAUUGUCUACCAACAUGGCUGAGCAAGACUAUACCACAAUGCCUGGGUCAUGGUCUACCAACACUGCUGAGCAAGACUAUACCACAAUGCCUGGGCCAGGCACUACCAACACCACUGACCAAGAUUAUACCACAAUUCCUGGGCCAGGCACUACCAACGCCACUAAGCAAGACUAUACCACAAUGCCUGGGUCAUGGUCUACCAACACCACUAAGCAAGAUUAUACCACAAUGCCUGGGCCAGGCACUACCAAUGCAGCUAAGCAAGAUUAUACCACAAUGCCUGGGCCAGGCACUACCAAUGCAGCUAAGCAAGAUUAUACCACAAUUCCUGGGCCAGGCACUACCAAUGCAGCUAAGCAAGAUUAUACCACAAUUCCUGGGCCAGGCACUACCAAUGCAGCUAAGCAAGAUUAUACCACAAUUCCUGGGCCAGGCACUACCAAUGCAGCUAAGCAAGAUUAUACCACAAUUCCUGGGCCAGGCACUACCAAUGCAGCUAAGCAAGAUUAUACCACAAUUCCUGGGCCAGGCACUACCAAUGCAGCUAAGCAAGAUUAUACCACAAUUCCUGGGCCAGGCACUACCAAUGCAGCUAAGCAAGAUUAUACCACAAUUCCUGGGCCAGGCACUACCAAUGCAGCUAAGCAAGAUUAUACCACAAUUCCUGGGCCAGGCACUACCAAUGCAGCUAAGCAAGAUUAUACCACAAUUCCUGGGCCAGGCACUACCAAUGCAGCUAAGCAAGAUUAUACCACAAUUCCUGGGCCAGGCACUACCAAUGCAGCUAAGCAAGAUUAUACCACAAUUCCUGGGCCAUGCACUACCAAUGCAGCUAAGCAAGAUUAUACCACAAUUCCUGGGCCAGGCACUACCAAUGCAGCUAAGCAAGAUUAUACCACAAUUCCUGGGCCAUGUACUACCAACACCACUAGGCAAGAUUAUACCACAGUCCCUGGGCCAUGUUCUACCAACAUCCCUGGGCCAGAUUGUACCAUGGUUCCUAGGCCAUGCACUACCAAUUUCUCUGAACCUGGCUUUGUGAAUGUCUCUGAACCCAACUAUACCAAGGUCCCUGAUCAGGGCUACACCAAUGUACCUGACCAGGGAUAUUCUAAGGUACCAGAGCCAUGUCAGGCUAAGGUUACUGAGGUAUACCCCACAAAUGUCAUUCCACAAUUAACUCAGCAGAAGACAAAGCAGAAGUAA
Messenger RNA from Alexandromys fortis (reed vole), 1932 nucleotides. RefSeq names its product mucin-5AC-like. The coding region runs from base 4 to 1932 and encodes 642 amino acids. The record is from RefSeq and is a predicted model, not a curated record. Lineage: Eukaryota; Metazoa; Chordata; Mammalia; Rodentia; Cricetidae. The transcript has a single exon.